UCGGGCGUAGUGGGAGAGCUGCCCAGCCCGCAGUGCACCCGGCGUAGCUUUGACCCGGCAGGGACCCGACCCCGAGCUGGACGCGGGGAGGCCAGGGCGGAGAGGCGGCGUGAGCGCGUCUCAGCAGACUCAAGCUCGUCUCCUUAAAAUCCCAGCGAAAUGUUCAUCUAUAGCGUAUCGGUGACGGUUUUAAAAUCCAAGUGGCAUUUCCUCUCCCAGCCUCCGAAAAACUCGGUGCAGUGGGCAGCGGCUUGGCGGGGCGUCCCCCUGUGCCUUGCGUCCAGGCGGGCGGCCCGCAGCGGGAGGAACCCAGGCGCGGGCACCGAGGGGCGGAGGCCUGGCCCCGGCUCGGGGAGCUCCGGGCGGAGGCGGCUUGGGCUAGCGGAUGGAUGCACGGGUUUCUUCUUCUGGGAAAGCUGCGGGGGCCACAGGGGCUCUGAGGAGGCGCCCUCAACAGCCUGGGGCCGGCAGGACGGCUCCCAGAGCGAGGGCGACCAGCAAGCAAGGCAGCAUCAGUCCCUGGAGUCAGCCAGAGAAAGCUACAUGUCCAAGCUGGCAACAAGAGGUAAGAAUACGUGUCUUUCUCUCUCUUUAUCUCUUGGCACAGAGGCACAGAGCUUCGGCCUGCUGGAUCCCAAACUCUGCUACCUGCUGGAUGGAAUCCUCUUCAUCUAUGGUGUCAUUCUCACUGCCCUGUUCCUGAGAGUGAAGUUCAGCAGGAGCGCAGACGCCCCCGCGUACCAGCAGGGCCAGAACCAGCUCUAUAACGAGCUCAAUCUAGGACGAAGAGAGGAGUAUGAUGUUUUGGACAAGAGACGUGGCCGGGACCCUGAGAUGGGGGGAAAGCCGAGAAGGAAGAACCCUCAGGAAGGCCUGUACAAUGCACUGCAGAAAGAUAAGAUGGCGGAGGCCUACAGUGAGAUUGGGAUGAAAGGCGAGAACCAGCGCCGGAGGGGCAAGGGGCACGAUGGCCUUUACCAGGGUCUCAGUACAGCCACCAAGGACACCUACGAUGCCCUUCACAUGCAGGCCCUGCCCCCUCGCUAACAGCCAGGGGAUUUCACCACUCAAAGGCCAGACCUGCAGACACCCAGAUUAUGAGACACAGGAUGAAGCAUUUAUAACCCGGUUCACUCAUCUUGUCAGCCACUGAAAUAUUCCCCUUUAUGUACAGGAUGCUUUGGUCAUAUUUAGCUCCAAACCAUCACACACAGACUGUUGUCCCUGCACUCUUUAAGGGAGUGUACCCCCAGGGCUUACGACCCUGGCCUUGGGCCCUCUGGUUUGCCGGUGGUGCAGGUAGACCUGUCUCCUGGUGGUUCCUCGUUCUCCCUGGGAGGUGGGCACGCUGCCUCUCACAGCUGAGUUGUUGACUCUGUUUUGUAAAGUCCCCAGAGAAAGCGCAGAUGCUAGCACAUGCCCUAAUGUCUGUAUCAUUCUGUCAGUGUCUGAGUGGCUUCACUCCUGCUGUAAAUUUGGCUUCUGUUGUCACCUUCACCUCCUUUCAAGGUAACUGUACUGGGCCAUGUUGCGCCUCCCUGGUGAGAGGGCCGGGCAGAGGCGCAGACGGAAAGGAGCCUAGGCCGGGUGCACCCAGGGAGCUGCAGGGGCAUGGGAAGGUGGGCGGGCAGGGGAGGGUCAGCCAGGGCCUGCGGGGGCAGCGGGAGCCUCCCUGCCUCAGGCCUCUGUGCUGCACCAUUGAACUGUACCACGUGCUACGGGGUCCAGAAGAUGAACAGACUGACCUUCAUGAGCUGUGCACAAAGUGGCAUAAAAAACAGUGUGGUUACACAGUGUGAAUAAAGUGCCGGGGAGCAAGAGGAGGCCCUUGAUUCACCUCAUGCUUUCAGCGAAUGACAAAAUCAUCUUUGUGAAGGUCUCGCAGGAAGACCCAACACAUGGGACCUAUAACUGCCCAGCGGACAGUGGCAGGACAGGAAAAACCCCAGUCAAUGUACUAGGACACAGCUAUGUCGUUACAGGGCACAAGCCAUGGAUGGAAAAUGCUCUCUGCUCUGCUUUUUUUCUACUGUUUUAAUUUAUAUCGGCAUGCUAAAGCCUUCCUAUUUUGCAUAAUAAAUGCUUCAGUGAAAAUGCA
Nomascus leucogenys (northern white-cheeked gibbon) is the source of this 2098-nucleotide messenger RNA. RefSeq names its product CD247 molecule (gene CD247). Gene Ontology annotation, biological process: cell surface receptor signaling pathway. Lineage: Eukaryota; Metazoa; Chordata; Mammalia; Primates; Hylobatidae. Gene Ontology annotation, molecular function: transmembrane signaling receptor activity. The transcript is spliced from 9 exons. The record is from RefSeq and is a predicted model, not a curated record. Gene Ontology annotation, cellular component: membrane. Bases 160 to 1047 code for a protein of 295 amino acids.